Molecule: messenger RNA, 2616 nt
Organism: Chenopodium quinoa (quinoa)
Lineage: Eukaryota; Viridiplantae; Streptophyta; Magnoliopsida; Caryophyllales; Amaranthaceae
Exons: 1
Coding region: 1-2616 (871 amino acids)
Source: RefSeq, a predicted model, not a curated record
AUGAUGCAUGAUGUAGAAGACCAUUUCAUAGAUGAUACCCAUAUAUAUGACCAUAUCUUAAGAGUUGUAGAGACACCGUUAUAUCCUAGUUGUACAAAAUUCACAAAACUUAGUGGCAUUAUGAAGCUAUUCAACAUAAAGGCGAGAAAUUCUUUGACCGACAAGAGUUUUACUCAGAUUUUGGAAGCCUUAGUAGAAAUGUUACUAGAAGGGAAUGAACUUCCAAACUCCACAUAUGAGGCUAAGAAACUUAUGUGCCCUCUUGGUAUGGAGUACGUGAAGAUACAUGCAUGUCCUAAUGAUUUUGUGUUGUAUCGAAAUGAGCAUGUUGAUUUGCAUGAGUGUCCAAGGUGUGGAGUUUCUCGUUAUAAGAUGAAUGAUAAUGAUGAGUUGUGUAAGAAACGAACUCCGGCUAAGGCAUUGUGGUAUCUUCCAAUUAUACCGAGAUUUAGGAGACUUUUCUCAGAUGAAAAAAAUGCAAAAUUAUUGAGAUGGCAUGCUGAUGGGAGGAAGAAAGAUGGGUUAAUGAGACAUCCAGCUGAUUCUCCACAAUGGAGGAACAUUGAUCGAAAGUUCAAGGUCUUUGGUCAAGAAGAUCGAAAUCUGAGGCUUGGGCUUUGUACAGAUGGAAUGAACCCAUUUGGGACACUUAGUACCCAAUAUAGCACUUGGCCGGUUCUUCUAACUAUCUACAAUUUGCCUCCUUGGUUAUGCAUGAAGUCUAGAUACAUUAUGUUGUCCCUUUUAAUAUCUGGGCCUAAACAACCUGGGAAUGACAUUGAUGUGUAUCUAGCGCCUCUCAUUGAAGAUUUGAAAUUGUUGUGGAAUGAAGGUGUCUCGAUGUAUGAUGCAUAUAGUAAAACCAAUUUCACUUUACGUGCCAUGAUUUUUUGUACAAUAAAUGAUUUCCCAGCUUAUGGGAAUUUGUUAGGGUACACCGUGAAGGGAACAAAACCUUGCCCCAUUUGUGAAGAUGAUUUGGAGGCAUUGCGCCUAGACAAUUGUGGCAAGCACGUAUACAUUGAUAAUCGUAGACAUCUUCCUGAAGACCACCCUUUUCGGAAGAAUAAAAAGGGUUUCAAUGGAAAAGUGGAGAUGAGAGAAGUUCGGGGCCCUUUACGUGCAAGUGAGGUUUAUAUGCGAGUGAAAGACAUUGAAAAUGAGUUUGGUAAGCCUUACAAAAGUAAAUCAAAAGGGGGCUAUAAGAAGAAGUCUGAGUUAUGGUCUCUCCCAUACUGGAGACAUUUGGAAGUUAGACAUUGUCUAGUUGUAAUGCAUAUUGAGAAAAAUGUUUGUGAUGCCAUUGUGGGAACAUUAUUGAAUAUGCCAGGAAAGACGAAGGAUGGAGUUAAGGUUAGAAUAGACAUAGCUGCUAUGGGUCGUUCAGAGUUGGCACCCGAAUCUCGAGGAAUACGAUGGUAUCUUCCCCCAGCUUGUUUUACCUUGUCUAAAAAGGAAAAAACAAGCUUCUGUGAGUCAUUGCAUGGUUUAAAGGUCCCGGCGGGAUAUUAUUCAAAUUUUCGUAGACUUGAGUCGAUGUCUGACUUGAAAUUGGUUGGCAUGAAAUCUCAUGAUUGUCACAUCUUGAUGCAACACUUAUUACCAGUUGCAAUUACAGGAAUUUUGUCAGAUCAAGUGAGGUAUACGAUUACAAGAUUGUGUGUCUUUUUUAACACUAUUUGUAGCAAGGUCAUAAAUCCAUGUAUAUUAGAUGACUUGCAAGCAGUUAUAAUUGAGACAAUGUGUCGAUUUGAAAUGUAUUUCCCCCCAUCUUUCUUUGACGUGAUGCCCUAUUUGGUUAUUCAUCUUGUACAGGAAAUUAAACUUUAUGGACCCGUUUGUAUGAGGUACGUGUAUCCUUUUGAGCGACUAAUGGGUGAUUUAAAGAGAAAAGUCAUGAAUCCGGCCAAACCUGAAGCCAGUAUUGUCCAACGAACAACAGUUGAGGAAGUGACAGCAUGGUUUGCUCAGUUUCUUGCAAGUGCACAAAAAAUUGGGUUGCCACAGUCUCGACAUGAUGGGAGGCUCGGAGGUGAAGGUACUGUUGGUAGAAAAAGGUUUUCAAUGGGCUGUGAUAUGAAAAAUAAGGCUGAGCUGUUUGUUUUGCAAAGUCUUAGUGAAGUUCAUCCUUACUUGAAUGAGCACAUGAUUUUUCUUAAAAAUGAAUACCCUUCCAAAACUGAUCUUCAGCUGAUAAAGGAGCAUAAUUGUUCAUUCCUUACAUGGUUCAAGGAUCGAGUGAUGUCUCAAUUGUCCACCACACCUAAUGAUGUAUCUGACACAUUGAUAUGGUUAGCAUAUGGUUCUAAAUGUCAAGUCAUUUCGUAUGAGGGAUACGACAUCAAUGGAUAUUCUUUUUACACUAGUCGACAAGAUGACAAAACAACAAUGCAAAAUAGUGGUGUUAAAGUAAUAGGUUUGUCAUCUGAAUUUGUUAGUAAACAUGAUAAAACACUAGUGGAUAGGAAGAAAUUUUAUUAUGGAGUAAUUGAAGAAAUAAUAGAGUUAGACUAUGUUGAUUUCAAGAUGCCUCUAUUCCGAUGUAAGUGGGCUGAUAUUAGUCGUGGUGUAAAAAAAGAUGAACAAGGAAACUUGAACCUUGUAAAUUUUGGUUGA